Molecule: messenger RNA, 737 nt
Organism: Anopheles cruzii
Lineage: Eukaryota; Metazoa; Arthropoda; Insecta; Diptera; Culicidae
Exons: 2
Cellular component (GO): extracellular region
Molecular function (GO): chitin binding
Source: RefSeq, a predicted model, not a curated record
AUGGAGGAAUCCUAUCUACAUCGGACACUCUGCGUCCUGGCGGUGAUCGUGUCGUUUGGCCGAGCGGUGGCAUCGUUUGACUGUCAAGGUGCUGCUGCUGCGGGUGCCUCUACGGUGCCGGCCAUUCAUGCCCUGCCCAACAGCUGUACGGGCUACGUCACCUGCAUCGGGUGGAUUCAAGUCGUGGCCCACUGUCCCGAGGGAUCCGUGUGGAGUGAUCCGGUGAAAAGUUGCGUCAAAAUGGCUUCGGCCGAAGUGCAGUGUGCAGGGAACAAGGUGGACCGAGUGAGACGAGAUAUUGAUAUUGAGACGAUGACGACGUGUGCCGAGACCUGUCCACAGUUUUUCGAUCCUCGCAAUCUAGUGCUCAUGCCCCACACGAUCUGCACCAAGUACAACCUGUGCGUACUGGGCCUGAAGUUGAGUGUCUCGUGUCCAAACGAUCUGCGUUUCAAUGUGGACAAGUGUGAGUGUGAUUUUAAAGAAAACGUGAGGUGCAGCGAUGAUGAAGUUUUGACAACCAGCGUACGUCCCACUCUGUCCACUGGCGGAGCGAGUUCGACGGAAACGGAACAACCCGCAACCGAGGCAACGACUGUUGAGGAAUCUACAGCCGAGCCGUCAACCGAAGAGCCAUCGACUCCUGAGGAAUCAUCAACUGUUGAGGAAUCAACAGUCGAGCCGUCAACCGAAGAGCCAUCGACUCCUGAGGAAUCAUCAACUGUUGAGGAAUCAAC